AAAACCCCGUUUUGAAAGAGGUUUGUGCCCUAACACCGAUCGCUCUCUUCCACCCAUUUCCUCUCCUUUUCUCUCCGCUUUCUUUCUCUCACUUUGCUUCCUCGAUCCUCCCUCAAAUCCCUGCAAAAGCCUUGGAGCCGUCGCUCGAACCUUGGCCUCCAGAUUCCUUUCGCGCCCCAAAGCUCGGAUUUUUCUCUCCCCGAUCUUGCUCGGGACUUCUCCGGCCUUUCCCCUCUGCUUCUAGGGUUUGUGCGGUUGAUGGGAGCUGGACGGUCUUGCCCCUUGGUCGGCCGCCCGAGUUCCUCGGCAUUGGGAGAAUCUCGCUGCAGACCGCUCCCUGCUGGCGGUCGGUACGUCACUCGAGUUUAGGGUGUGGCUCGAUCGGGCAUUGGGGAGGAGUCGAAUUCAUCUGUUUUGCCACGGAUUUAGUUUGAUCUGACGUCCUGUUCUUUUCGCUCUCGUGGUAUUCGGAGUAAAUUUGGAAGGAAGGUGUUCCUUUUUUCCUAUUCUGUGGGUGAUAGACUUACCUUUCUUGGAUUACCGAGUGGAACAGUUAAAGGUUGAAUCUUUCCAGUAGGAGAGGCUCAUCAGACCUCGGUGGCAGACGAUGGUUGGUCAAUUUCGCUUUUAGAUGCUGAUUUCUUGGUGUUGUGGCAAAAGGACUUGGUUUUUGUUGUUUCUGUGUCCAUCGUGAUUGAAUAUCUGAGGGAAGGCUCAUCCUUUUUGCUAAUUCAUUUCUAGUGGCUACUUCGUGCAUUCCAUUUAGUUGUACUUGUUCGCAUAACGGUUAUUUGAGUUUUCUCCAUUGGAAGAGGGGAGUGAGGAAGUACUUAGGACGGCAUUGAGCACCGACUGUACAAAAGCUUCACAUGGGCGAUCAUGGAAGCUGGGAACCGCCCAGUUGCCUACCGCCCAAUGGCCUUUUGCCUGAGGAAACAGCCAAGGUGACCCAAGUGCUUGAUGCCGACAGAUGGUUCAAUGCAGAGGAGCAAACUGCAGAGCUGAUUGCCCGGAUUCAGCCCAAUCAAUCAUCCGAGGAGCGCAGAAAUGCUGUAGCCAACUAUGUCCAACGGCUCAUCACAGAGUGCCUCUCCUGCCGGGUUUUCACAUUUGGGUCGGUACCUCUUAAGACCUACUUACCAGAUGGAGACAUUGACCUGACUGCAUUCAGUGAUAAUGAAAAUUUGAAGGAUACAUGGGCUACCACUGUUUGUGGUGUAUUAGAGAAUGAAGAGAAGAGUGAGAAUGCCGAGUUUCGUGUGAAAGAAGUCAAAUACAUCCAAGCAGAGGUAAAACUCAUAAAGUGUCUUGUUGAAAAUAUUGUUGUGGACAUCUCUUUCAAUCAAGUUGGUGGACUAUGCACCCUUUGCUUCCUUGAAGAGAUGGACAAAGUGAUAAAUCAAAAUCAUCUUUUCAAGCGAAGUAUUAUACUAAUUAAGGCUUGGUGUUACUAUGAAAGUCGUAUACUGGGUGCUCAUCAUGGACUUAUAUCUACAUAUGCCUUGGAGACUUUGGUUCUUUACAUAUUUCAUGUCUUCAAUAAUUCUUUUGCUGGGCCUCUUGAGGUGUUGUAUCGUUUUCUAGAAUUUUUUAGCAACUUUGAUUGGGAUAACUAUUGUAUUAGUCUAUGGGGGCCGGUUCCUAUUAGUUCACUUCCAGAUAUGACUGCGGAACCUCCUCGAAAGGAUAAUGGGAAGUUGUUGUUUAGUAAGGGAUUUCUUGACAACCGUACUGCAUUAUAUUCUGUCACACCAGGUGGUCAAGAAAACCACAACCAACCUUUUGUUUCAAAGCAUUUCAAUGUUGUGGAUCCUUUACGCAGAAACAACAAUCUUGGACGCAGUGUGAGCAAAGGCAAUUUUUUCAGGAUACGUAGUGCUUUUGCAUUUGGGGCCAAAAGAUUGGCCAGGCUGAUUGAAUGUCCAAAAGAUGACAUAAUUGCUGAAGUCAAUCAAUUCUUUAUGAACACGUGGAAAAGACAUGGGAGUGGCGAUCGUCCUGAUGUUCUUAGCUUAGAUUUACGGCACUUGCCACCUCUGAAAACUGUUCCAGUUGAAGAAUCAAACAACUCAAAAUGCACAAGUGUCGAAAAGAAGUUUGAAAAUGGUGUAUUGGAGGUUAUCAAGGAGCACCUGGCUGAAACUGGUCAUGGUUUUCAUAAUUCUACCUCUGAAAUGGUAGGCAAUGACCAGAAUGUAUAUAGGUCAAACAAAGUAUCUGCACUUUCUCAUGUUGAGAACCAGAUAAAUAACGAAAAGCAAAUCAACUUGAGAUUCACUGAUCAGCUGGAGAGAAGUGGUGGAUCUGAUCAUAGUAACAAAAAUCAGAAAAAUUUUAAACCUAAUUACUCUGCAUAUGACCGGAAAGAACAGGGUAGAUUUCAGUUUGCAAGGACAAGAUCUAGUCCUGAGCUGACAGAGACAUCCUUUGAUUUGUCUCAAGGAAGUCAUGGCAGAGCAAUAGAAACAGCAAAGUUCCAAAAUCCUGCAAAGUUUGAUUCCGGUAUCAGACGAUGGAACUUGGGUUCUGAAGUUAUGGGAAGUCACAGUUCAAAGUCUUCUCUUGAUGAUUAUAAAUCAACGAGGCAGACUUCGUCCCAAAAGAACAUUGAUGUUGCUUCUGAUGCAAACAGUGUUUCAAAUAGCCAUCAGGGUGAUUUUGGUUUUACUGGGGAGGAACUUGCUUCUGUUUCAGAGACAUUGGAGAUGCAGCAGGAAGAACAGGAUUUGGUGAAUAUGAUGGGAUCUUCCAACAUUCAUGGUCUCAAUGGACUGGUUCAAUUUCCGAUGCAUCUAGCUCCUCUUCAUCUGCCUUUGACAUUUCCAACUCCAAUGGGUUAUUUCAAGAGAAAUUUGGCUGGAGCUGUACCAUCUAAUAUAUCCUUUAUCGGGCCUCCCUGGGGACCCAAUAUGCAGUUUGCUCAAAGUCUUGUUUCUUUUCCUCUUUCCUAUUCAAACUUUAAAGAUGUUAAUGAGUCUUUUAAUGAUGGUUUUUCUGUGAUGCAACUCAACACAGAGGAUAAUGAUCAUGGCAGCUUACAUGAAGAUGAUGUUGUAUCUUCCAGAGGUCUUAAUCCUAGUGAUAGUGGUACUCAGAUUCUUCAUCUUGAUGACAAGCAACACAAAUUAGAAGGUGGUUUAACCUCAAGUCAUGGAGCAAGAAGCACUAGGUCUGGUUCUUUACCAUGAGGACAGAAUAAGUUGGGUAAAGAAAGCAGGAGUUUGAUAAGGGAAGAUUAUAAUGGCUCGUUUCAAGCUAAAACAAGUAGAGGAGGUGAUAUUCACUCUAAUUUCAGGAGUUCAAACUCAAGGUUCUCUCUGUCACAGGCAAGUUCUUCCAGAAACAAACCUGCAUCAGAAAAUCUGAGGGAUGUAUCAGCUGCAAACAUUUCAAAGCCAGCAAGGGACAGGUGGGGGAGAAAACCAGCCUCUCCUUCAGUUUCAGCUUCUUAUUAUGGAAAAGAAAACAGUGGGUUGCAAUUUGAGGGUUCAUCUGACAAUGUUUCUUUAAAACUAGAUGAUAACACUUCAGGCUGGAUAUCUUUGUCGGCCAUGGGAAAUGAUACAUCUGAAAAAACUGUAGAAUCUGCAUCGUUGGCUUCCUCACAUGCAAGAAGUGAGCAUCUACCCGACUCUGAAUCGGCACAAUUUCAAUCAGAUCCAUUUAUUCCAUAUUCACCAGUGCUUGUCGGCACUUCCCAGCAAACGGGUGUGGAUUAUUCUAAGAUUCUUCCUAUGGCAUUUGUUGCUACAGGUCCUCCAGUUCCAUACUUAGUGUUUCCUUUUGGUAAUUUUACAUCUAAUACAGGAAAUCCUGAUGGAUAUGCAAGGCAAUUUGAUAAAGAGGAAGAAUCAGAUCAGUUUCUAUCAAGCUCUUCUUGUCAGAACAUUGAUUCAGUGGAGAGUCUCAACCUGUCCGAGGCUUUGAUGAGCCCAACUGUUUCAAGAGAUUCUGGACCUGAAUCCUCUGCAGAGACUAGUUCUGACAUUCUGAACAGUGAUCUAAACGGCCAUUGGCAAAAUCUGGUAUAUGGACGGUUCUGCCAAAAUUCCUAUCAUGAACCUUUCGUGUAUCCUUCCCCUGUUGUAGGGCCACCAAUUUAUCCUGUCAGUCAUUUUCCGUGGGAUGGUUCUGGCAGACCCCUUGCAUCUAAUCUGAACUAUACACAGAUCAUGGGGCAUGGUCCUCGACUUGUGCCUGUGAUUCCUCUCCAACCUGGUCCUGAUCAGGCCUCUGGUGUCUUCAAGCAUCAUGCAGAUGAAGCACCAAGAUAUCGUGGUGGUACCGGAACCUACCUGCCCAAUCCUAGAAAUAUCUGAAGAUUAAAAUGAACGGUACGAUCGAUUAAAAUAAUUAAAGGAUUGGAGGCGAUCACAAACAGCUCUCGAUCGUGUCAGACGAGUCCUUGUAGUGGAAUGCUGGUUUUGGUUUGUCAGAAACAAAAAUUCUUGCAGUGCAAUGGUGGAUUGUAUUAUGUCAAACUAUUCUGUAAGAAAUUAUUAUGGUGGCCUGCAAAAUAUUAUCGACAGGUUCUAUGGAGUUUAGGGAACAUGGUCUGUUCAAGGCGUAGUCUGGAGUGGAUCUCUAUCCAAGGCCUUGUAACAUUGGUUUGAUGUCCUUCAUCUGUUUAUAUGCA
Molecule: messenger RNA, 4636 nt
Organism: Musa acuminata subsp. malaccensis (wild Malaysian banana)
Lineage: Eukaryota; Viridiplantae; Streptophyta; Magnoliopsida; Zingiberales; Musaceae
Source: RefSeq, a predicted model, not a curated record